Papilio machaon (common yellow swallowtail) is the source of this 884-nucleotide messenger RNA. Its product is annotated as protein obstructor-E. Gene Ontology annotation, cellular component: extracellular region. Lineage: Eukaryota; Metazoa; Arthropoda; Insecta; Lepidoptera; Papilionidae. Bases 124 to 867 code for a protein of 247 amino acids. The record is from RefSeq and is a predicted model, not a curated record. The transcript has 6 exons. Gene Ontology annotation, molecular function: chitin binding.
CGACGAUUCUUCAGUCUUACUUCGUAUACCGCGGCAGCCACUACUAUAAUACAAGUUUUUUAUUUACUACGUUAGUGCGUGUUGCCAGUAUCUACUAGAAAAUUAAUAUAUCGAAGUCACAAAAUGGCAGACGGGCGAUCGUGGUCGUAUGCUAUCGCUUUUCUGGCAAGUCUGGCAGUGGUAUCGUGCGCACAAACAGAUGACCCAUGCAAGACCAAAUCCCGGGUGGUAGCGGAUGACAAGUACUGUGACAAAUACUGGGAGUGUGAGAAUGGUCAGGCAGUACAGUAUGAUUGUCCUAAUGGUUUAGUCUUCGCUGGGAAGCAUAGAGGCGUUACCGAGGGCUGCGACUAUCCGUGGAGAUCGAACUAUUGUGAAUAUCCGAAGGUGCAAAUAAAUCCCCCCAUCGGUACGGAGCACUGCGACUGGUUGUACGGCAUCUUCGGGCACGAGACGUCGUGCACGCGCUACUGGACUUGCUGGAAUGGGACCGCCACAGAACAACUGUGCAUCGGCGGCCUGUUGUACAACGAGAACGCGCACUCUUGUGACUGGCCGGAAAACGUCGACGGCUGCCAGAAACAUCCCCUAUGCAAUGAAGAUCCCAACGGUAACGUACCUUUGGGUAAAUCCUGCAACCGCUACUGGCAGUGCCAAGGCGGAUACCCGCGCUUGCAGCGUUGCCCCGCUAUGUUGGUGUUCGAUAGGCGGUCACUGAGAUGUGUCGUACCACCGACUGACGAGUGCGAGAUCCCCACAACUACCUUAUCACCACAGGAAGAAGAAGAGAACUCGAGACCGGGACAACAAAAUAAACGACCUGAUUACCCAGACGGUCAGCCCGGUCGUCAACGUGCAAGAAACUAAAUUAAAACUUUACAUAU